Linum tenue is the source of this 246-nucleotide messenger RNA. Lineage: Eukaryota; Viridiplantae; Streptophyta; Magnoliopsida; Malpighiales; Linaceae. The record is from the annotation of a GenBank genome assembly.
AUGUGGAAUCAAACAAAGCUGCCUAAGGUGGAGGUGAGCUACGCACAGAAGAUGGUGGCGAAUGCGAUUCCGAAUGUUGUGCACGAGAUUCAAAUCUCCAACUCCAAGAUCCCCGAGUGGAAUCUGAAGAGGAGUAAUGCAGUGAAGCGGGAGGCCGAAAUCCUUGCAAAGUUUGCACCUUUGCAAGGGUUCUUCCCUCAUCCCGCCCCGGUUCAGGGAUGUUUCUUACUUAAAAGAGUAAUUUAA